Molecule: messenger RNA, 1170 nt
Organism: Akanthomyces muscarius
Lineage: Eukaryota; Fungi; Ascomycota; Sordariomycetes; Hypocreales; Cordycipitaceae
Exons: 2
Coding region: 1-1170 (389 amino acids)
Biological process (GO): heme biosynthetic process
Cellular component (GO): cytosol
Molecular function (GO): zinc ion binding; porphobilinogen synthase activity
Source: RefSeq, a predicted model, not a curated record
AUGUCCUUCUCGAGCCUUGUUCAGGAUCUCAGCCUCCGCGACGGUGGCAACAACAACCCGAAUGCUGCCGCCGCCAGCCGUCGCCCGCCACCCACUGUAUCGUCGAUUGACGACCGCGCCUCGCACAUAUCGCGCGCGCGGUCGUACGCCAGCACCGCGGCCACGAGCGUCAGCAUCUCGGGCGACAUCUCGAGCCAGCUGCAUGGCGGCUACUUUCACCCGCUUGCCCGUUCGUGGCAGGCCGAGCGCCAACUGACCAAGUCUAUGCUCAUCUACCCUCUCUUCAUUACCGAUAACGACGACGACAUGAUUCUGGUCCCCUCCCUCCCCGGCCAGCAUCAGCUUGGCAUUGGCCGCGUCGUAUCAUUCUUGGAGCCCCUCGUACACAAGGGCCUGCGCUCCGUUAUCCUCUUUGGCGUGCCGAUGAAGCCCGGCACCAAGGACGCCCUGGCCAGCGCAGCUGACGACCCCGAAGGCCCCGUCAUCCGCGCCAUUCGCCUCAUUCGCCGCCGCUUCCCGCAGCUCUACAUUUGCGCCGACGUCUGCCUCUGCGAAUACACAUCCCAUGGCCACUGCGGCAUCCUGCGCGACGACGGUAGCCUGAACAAUGAGCUCUCGGUGGACCGCAUCUCUGAUGUUGCCGUCGCCUACGCCAAGGCCGGCGCCCACUGCGUGGCCCCCUCAGACAUGAAUGAUGGCCGCAUCCGCUCCAUCAAGCUCAAGCUCAUCGAGGAGGGCAUCGCGCACAAGACGACGCUCAUGUCGUACUCGGCCAAGUUCUCCGGCUGUCUGUACGGACCCUUCCGUGACGCGGCUGGGUCGGCCCCGUCGUUUGGCGACCGCAAGUGCUACCAGCUGCCUCCUGGCGGCCGUGGCCUAGCGCGCCGCGCCAUCACCCGUGAUAUGUCAGAGGGAGCCGACAUUAUCAUGGUCAAGCCUGCGGGCCAGUACCUCGAUAUCAUCAGCGAUGCCAAGGACUUGGGCAAGGAUCUACCAGUGGCCGCCUAUCAGGUCAGCGGCGAAUAUGCCAUGAUUCACGCUGGUGCCAAGGCUGGCGUCUUUGGUCUCAAGGAGAUGGCAUUUGAGUCUGCGGAAGCCAUCCUGCGUGCAGGUGCGACCAUUAUCGUCACCUAUUUUACGCCCGAAUUCCUAGACUGGCUCGACAACUAA